UUAAUUCAGUUUUUUAGCAAAAUGAAGAAGUGGAUGGACAUGUCAAAUCUACCACAGGAAUUCCGAGAGCGAGUGGAGAGGCUGGAGAGAAAUUUUGAGGUGUCGACUGUGAUUUUCAAAAAGUUUGAACCAAUAUUUUUGGAUAUAUUUCAAAACCCUUACGAAGAAACCUCUAAACCACAGCGAAGCAGGAAACAGAGACGGAUGCCAUGCGGUGUUAAAGAUCUCUUCAACUUCUGCUGGACUCUCUUUGUGUACACUAAGGGUAAUUUCCGUAUGAUUGGAGACGAUUUAGUAAAUUCCUAUCAUUUGCUUCUGUGCUGCUUGGACCUGAUUUUUGCAAAUGCCCUUUUGUGUGCAAAUAGAAGAGAUUUGCUAAAUCCAUCAUUUAAAGGCUUACCAGCGGACUUCCACACAACAGAGAUCAAAGCCUCUGAAGAUCCUCCUUGCAUCAUUGCCACACUAUGUGAGCUGCAUGAUGGGCUUUUAGUAGAAGCAAAAGGAAUAAAGGAACACUACUUUAAACCAUACAUUUCAAAACUAUUUGAUAGGAAGAUCUUAAAAGGAGAAUGUCUGCUGGAUCUUUGCAAUUUUACAGAAAAUAACAAAGCACUGAAUAAGGAGUACGAAGAGUACGUUCUGACAGUGGGUGACUUCGACGAGAGGGUUUUCCUAGGAGCUGAUGCUGAAGAAGAAAUCGGCACUCCUCGGAAAUUUCCUGCAGACGUACCAGUAGGGAAAACAGCAGCCCGAGCUCAUGUGGAGUGUCAUCUUCAGCAGCAUUUCGAAAAGAAAAGAUCGUUUGCACCUUCAACUCCACUGACUGGAAGGAGAUACCUACGAGAAAAGGAAGCUGUCAUCACUCCUGUUGCUUCAGCAACACAAAGCGUGAGCCGGCUGCAGAAUAUCGUGGCUGGAUUGAAAAACGCCCCAAGUGAACAACUUCUGGCUAUUUUUGAGUCUUGUGCACGCAGCCCUAUGGAAAGCAUUGUGAAUAGAGUGAAAGAAAUCGGUGAGACCUUCUGUCGCAGCUACACUCAGUCAACAGAUGAACAGCCAGGAUCUCAUAUAGAUUUUGCUGUAAACAGAUUAAAGCUGGCAGAGAUCUUGUACUAUAAAAUCUUGGAGACUGUAAUGGUGCAAGAAAUACGAAGACUGCAUGGGAAGGAUCUGACUGCUGUCUUGGAACAAGAUGUCUUUCACCGCUCUCUCAUGGCAUGCUGCUUGGAGAUCGUGCUUUUUGCAUAUAGCUCACCUCGUACCUUUCCCUGGAUCAUUGAAGUCCUUGACCUCAGGCCAUUCUAUUUCUAUAAGGUCAUUGAAGUACUGAUUCGGUCUGAGGAAGGACUUUCCAGAGACAUGGUGAAACACCUCAACAGCAUCGAGGAGCAAAUUCUUGAGAGUCUGGCCUGGACUCGGGACUCAGCACUCUGGAGUGCCCUACAGGCCUCAGAAAACAAGGUCCCAACCUGUGAAGAAGUAAUAUUUCCCAGUCAUUUUGAAGCAAGCAAUGGAGGAAGUGGGCUUGGGCAUUUGCCUAUGAUGCCAAUAUCUCCUAUAAUUCAUCCUCGAGUAAAAGAGGUUCGGACAGAUCUUGGUGGGAGUUUGAGACGAGACAUGCAGCCACUGUCACCAAUCUCUGUUCAUGAGCGCUACAGUUCUCCUACAGCUGGAAGUGCUAAGAGAAGGCUCUUUGGAGAUGACAACCCCAAAGAAAUGCAGAUGGAAAAAAUUUUAACUGAAGGAACUAAGUUGACAAUUGCUCCAGCGUCAAGUAUUGUGGCUGAAAAUGUGUCGGUUUCUCCUGGCCAAACAGUGCUGACUGUGACAACAGCUACAGUACCGGGAAAAUCGGGACAGAAAGUUACUAUUCCACUGCAUGGUAUUGCAAAUGAAAUGGGUGGGAUCACACUGAUACCCAUUUCGAUGAAUUUAGGUCAGCCAUGUAAAGUGGAGGCUCAGUCUCCCUGCCACCCUCAAGUGAAUCAAGCACAGGAGGUGCCUCUGUCAUCAGCAAGCAGACCAAAGAGAACGGGGUCCUUGGCACUGUUUUACAGAAAGGUUUAUCAUCUGGCAAGUGUGCGCUUGCGUGAUCUGUGCUUAAAGUUGGAUGUUUCCAAUGACUUGCGCAGGAAGAUAUGGACAUGCUUUGAAUUCACAUUGGUUCAUUGUGCUGAUCUAAUGAAGGACAGGCAUUUGGACCAGCUCCUCCUCUGUGCCUUUUAUAUCAUGGCAAAGGUAACCAAAGAGGAAAGAACUUUUCAGGACAUAAUGAAAAGUUACAGAAAUCAGCCACAAGCAAACAGCCAUGUUUAUAGGAGUGUCUUGUUGAGAAAUAUUUCUGCUGAUGUACUGUUGGACAAAAAUGCAAACCAAGAUGUGGAGAUGACAGAAGAGUCAUCCAUGAAAACUGGCAGUUCCUCAGGGGGAUCCGCAGCAGAGAACUCCAGUGAGUCAGGAACAGAGGAGAGAGGAGAUCUCAUUAAAUUUUACAAUGUCGUCUAUGUAGGAAGAGUAAAAUCAUUUGCACUGAAGUACGAUAUCACAAACCAGGAUCAUGUAGUGGAGGCCCCUCCGUUGUCUCCGUUCCCGAACAUUAAGCAGCAGCCGGUAUCUCCUCGGCGGAUCUCUCAGCAGCACUCCAUUUACAUUUCACCUCACAAGAACAGUGCCUGCCUGACACCUCGAAGUGCACUACUGUAUAAAUUUAAUGGGAGCCCUUCCAAGAGUUUGAAGGACAUCAACAGUAUGAUAAAACAAGGUGAACACAGGAGUAAGAAACGAGCGAUAACAAUUGAUAGUGACACCGAAUCCCCUACGAAGCGACUCUGCCAGGAAAAUGAUGACGUUCUACUUAAACGUCUCCAGGAUGUUGUCAGUGAAAGAGCAAAUCAUUAAAACUGCCGGUUUUCUGUGGGAUCUAAAAGCUGUGGAGUUGGAUACAGCUGUUGUGUUAUUUAUUUCUUGCUUUUCUGUACAGACCACUGCCAAGUUU
Antrostomus carolinensis (chuck-will's-widow) is the source of this 2995-nucleotide messenger RNA. RefSeq names its product RB transcriptional corepressor like 1 (gene RBL1). NCBI's taxonomy places the organism in Eukaryota, Metazoa, Chordata, Aves, Caprimulgiformes, Caprimulgidae. Bases 22 to 2898 code for a protein of 958 amino acids. Gene Ontology annotation, molecular function: RNA polymerase II transcription regulatory region sequence-specific DNA binding. Gene Ontology annotation, biological process: regulation of transcription by RNA polymerase II; cell differentiation; negative regulation of G1/S transition of mitotic cell cycle. The transcript is spliced from 20 exons. The record is from RefSeq and is a predicted model, not a curated record. Gene Ontology annotation, cellular component: chromatin; transcription regulator complex; nucleus.